AUGGAAUCUUUUCCCAAACUCGCUGCGCAAACAACCAAGACACACUGGGGCAAUGCUACCGAAAUUUCUCAUGUAAUUAGGGAUGAGCCCUCUCGACUUGUGGCAGAAUUCGGUCCUAGAGAAGAACUAAAAUCGUGGCUAGAUGCCAUAUUUGGACCCUCGAAGUCAUGCACAGUUCCUACUGCUGUGACUGUCGAGUUAUGA
Molecule: messenger RNA, 204 nt
Organism: Botrytis sinoallii
Lineage: Eukaryota; Fungi; Ascomycota; Leotiomycetes; Helotiales; Sclerotiniaceae
Exons: 1
Coding region: 1-204 (67 amino acids)
Source: RefSeq, a predicted model, not a curated record